Molecule: messenger RNA, 2385 nt
Organism: Populus nigra (black poplar)
Lineage: Eukaryota; Viridiplantae; Streptophyta; Magnoliopsida; Malpighiales; Salicaceae
Product: ubiquitin-like-specific protease ESD4
Exons: 9
Coding region: 19-1785 (588 amino acids)
Biological process (GO): protein desumoylation
Cellular component (GO): nucleus
Molecular function (GO): deSUMOylase activity
Source: RefSeq, a predicted model, not a curated record
AAUAAUCAUAAGCUCAACAUGAAAACCCUGCCAGAAAGUCAAGGUCCUCUUCUGUGCCGCGAAACAAAAAUAAAAUGCAACAACCACCCCCAUCUCAAAUCACAAUCACAAUCACAAUCGCAAUCGUCAUCAAACAUUUCCUAUCAGCCCUCUCAAAUUUCAAAAAGAUCCGAACUUUAUUUUUCUUUUCAAUUUUCUAAAACCCCCCAAUUCAAAUCUUCACUGCAAAACCCUAAUUUUGUCAGGAAUUCUUAUUCUGUAGAUGGGUUUAAGAUUUCUCAAAAAAUGGGUGCUCUAACAAGUAGUAGUAACCGCAAAAGAGACCACCGAUGUAACAACGACAACCUAUUUUCAAAUUCUCCAGAUUUUCACAUAUCUAAAAAGCCCAGAUUCUCUACUUUGUAUGAAACUCCUGAAUACAACAACCAAACCCUAGGUUCCUCUAACAGUAUUGCCUCUAGAAUCUCUAGGUACCCAGAAUCAGCUACAAAGUUUCGCCGAGAGGUUCACGCCCCUUGUAGACCUCAGAAAUUUGGCUUGUCAAAGAUUAGAAGUGGUGAUUUGAGUGAAAAGAAGAGAACUUUUGGUAGUGGUGGUGGCGAUUUAAUGUGGAAUUUUUUGAGUAAAAAGUUGGGUUAUGCGAAACAAAGCGCGUUUGGCGCGAUUAGGUAUUUGGUUAAAGAGAAAGAAGUGGUUGAUGUUGAUAAUGAGAGUGAGAAGAUUGAGCAAGAAAUUGUGUCUGAGGAUUCUAGUAUUGAAGAAGUCGAGGUCAUUGAAGAGGAUGGAAUAGAGGGAGGGUCCACGGUUUUGGACCAGAGGUUGGGAAGUGGGGAUGUUAAGAUUUUGGAGGAGAGAUCAGUGGUUACUAUUGAUGGGGAUUUAGGGGUGGAGGAUGCAGGGAAGAUGCUGGGUUCAUUGGCAUUGAAUAAUGAAGUUGAAGUUUUGGGUGUUGAGGCUUACAAGAAGUUGUUGGAGAAUACAGAGAGGAGGAACAGGAAGUUGACAUCUUUGGAAUUUGAGAUUGAGUACAAUGAGAAAAGGUGGGAUUCGCUUAAGGCGUUGCGGCCUGUGAAGAAGGAACCUGUAGAGGAGAUACCUCGUGAGCCUUUUAUCCCUCUCACACCUGAGGAAGAAGCCGAGGUUAAGCGUGCAUUUUUGCCCAACAAUAGGAGGAGGGUCUUGGUCAGUCACGAUAAUUCCAAUAUUGAUAUUACUGGACAAACUUUGCGCUGCCUUGCACCAGGAACAUGGUUGAAUGACGAGGUCAUAAAUUUGUACAUGGAGUUGCUUAAAGAAAGGGAAAGGAGAGAACCGAAGAAGUUCUUGAAAUGUCAUUUCUUCAAUACUUUCUUUUACAAAAAGUUAACAGGUGGAGGUAAGGGUGGCUUUGAUUAUAGAGCUGUCAAAAGAUGGACCACGGAAAAAAAGUUGGGAUAUUUCUUGAUUGACUGUGACAAAAUAUUUGUCCCUGUUCACCAAGAGAUACAUUGGUGUUUGGCAAUCAUUAAUAAAAAGGAUCACAAGUUCCAAUAUCUUGAUUCACUCAAAGGAAGGGACAUCAGAGUUCUUGAAAGUUUGGCUAAAUACUAUGCUGAAGAAGUGAAAGACAAGAGUAAGAAAGACAUUGACGUAAGUAAUUGGGAGCGUGAAUUUGUUGAAGACCUUCCUGAACAGCAGAACGGGUAUGACUGUGGUGUGUUUAUGAUCAAAUAUGCUGAUUUUUAUAGCAGAGGUGUAGGACUGUGUUUUGGCCAGGUAAGGAGCACAUGCCCUAUUUUCGGUUGAGGACAGCCAAGGAAAUUCUGAGACUGAAAGCUGACUGAUUGAAAGUGUGAACGUGCUACUCAAUAUCCAUUAUUUUGUAUUAGUGAUUCUGCAGGCAGCAGAUCUGCCUUACUUGUGAAUAGAGGGUUUCCUUCAGCCUCCGUCCAAGUGUCAAUGUGGUAGCGAAGCAAGGCAAGCAGUUCAAGGUUGCCCUGUUGGCUUGAUGGGUUAAGGAUUAUUCCUUGUGCAAUGAUGCAAACCAAUGUUGACACUGAACAAGGCGGGACCUGUGGCUGGUUAUUUACUCUACCCGUUUGAUUCAUUCAGCCUAGUAGUUAUUGUAGCCAUCCCUUGGUGGGUUCAUAAUUGUAAUGAUAGAAGUCCUGCUUUGGGGGGGAAGAGAUGCAUGGUCAGGCUUUUUGGCUUCUGUGUUCUUUUGGGAAAACUGGUCACUUUCCUGGUGUUGCUACCUUGCUCUAUUUGGUUUCUUUGCGUGCAUAACAGGCAGUGAUUGCCUGUCGUUACAGGGUAUUCUUUUGCUUUUCUGGGUGUGUAGGCGCGUGUAAAUUCCCUCAGUUCACGCAUGAUCUGAGACUACUGAAGUUUCUCGUAUUGCUCCGA